UUCAUAUAUAAACCCUAAUUGAAAACUCAAAGGUACACUUUUACACUCAAAUAUGACAUGACAUGGGUAAAUAUAAACCAUAUAUAUUUUUAUACACGUCAUCAUUUACCCACUAUUCAUCCAAUGAAGAUUUUUUUAAUUUACAAAUUAAUUAUAAUUAGUUAUUUUUUAAAUAUAAGUUUAGUUGACAUAUUUUUGACCCUUGGGUUGUGGGUUCUAUACUUCGAUUAUAAGAACACACUCUUGACUCUUGGUAUAUUGACCGGUUUGCACUUGCAAGUUGCAAUUAUUGUAUCUUCCCCAGUUCCCAAUCCCAUCUCAAUUUCUUCUGCCGUUAAUCCUGUGCAGUUUUUUUAAUACUCUUUCUACAUCAUCUCCUUUAAAACUUCAAUCCUCUGCAACUUCACAAAUGCCAAAUAAACUAAGUUGAUACCAAUAACAGAGCAUUGAGAAACACAAACUCAUCAUGAGACCUAAAAUCUACCUCUUUGGAGACUCCAUAACUGAAGAAUCUUUCAAUAAUGGAGGUUGGGGUUCCUUACUUACAAACCAUUUCUCUCGUACGGCUGAUAUAGUGCUAAGAGGAUUCAGUGGGUAUAACACAAGAUGGGCAGUGAAAGUAUUACAGAAGGUGUUUGAUAGGGUAGACGAAGCGGCGGCGCCAUUGGCGGUGACGGUUUUUUUUGGGGCGAAUGAUGCAUGUCUUCCUGAUCGUUAUGCUGCUUUCCAACACGUGCCUUUGGAUGAGUACAAGCAAAAUCUUCGAUGCAUUUUUUCUUUUCUUAAGAAAAGAUGGGAGCCUGCUGUUAUUGUUUUCAUCACACCUCCUCCAAUUGAUGAAGCUGGACGUUUAAACCACCCUUAUAUUGAGAAUCCAAGUGGUCUGCCUGAGAGGACAAAUGAAGCUGCUGGUACUUACGCCAAAGCUUGCAUUGAGGUUGCGAGAGGAUGUGGGACACCUGUAGUUGAUAUCUGGACCAAGAUGCAAGAGUUUUCUGAUUGGAGAAAAACCUGUCUCAGUGAUGGCCUGCACCUUGCACAAGGUGGAAACAGGAUUGUGUUCGAGGAACUUGUCAAGAAGCUGAAGGAGGUGGGAGUGAGUCUAGAAAAGCUUCCGGUUGAUCUUCCCCUCUUCUCAGACAUUAAUCCAAAAGAUCCACUCAAAACAUUCGAAAGCUGAUGCAAUUGUUUGAUGAUACUUUUUCCAUUUUGUUACAACCAUGAAUCCACGUUUGUACCUAGAGACGAGUGUGUAUAUUUGGUUAGGGGAGAUCAUUUUGGGUGCCCGCUUUGUGCCUAUCUAAUAUAUCAAUUCGUUUCGAUGUAUGGUAGGAGUUAUCUUUGGGUUAGGUUCAAGUGGCAUCAAAUUGAUCCAAGUGAACAACUCUACCUAGGGAAUGUAAUUUGUUACUGGGUGACAAUAUCAUAAAGAACUUGUAAGUAAAUGCUGUUACGAAAGAAAACGAUGCCAUCAAUGAUAAGCCCUGGUACCUAAAAAAGUAAGGGUACAUAUUGGAGUCUACUUGUGAUUACUGUAUUAUGCAUACAUUCU
Messenger RNA from Amaranthus tricolor (Joseph's coat), 1552 nucleotides. RefSeq names its product GDSL esterase/lipase At5g45920. The coding region runs from base 467 to 1180 and encodes 237 amino acids. The record is from RefSeq and is a predicted model, not a curated record. Lineage: Eukaryota; Viridiplantae; Streptophyta; Magnoliopsida; Caryophyllales; Amaranthaceae. The transcript has 5 exons. Gene Ontology annotation, molecular function: hydrolase activity, acting on ester bonds.